AUGUCGCGGCAGCAAGGCAUCUUGAGCAGCCAAAAAGACGUGUCGGCGCUCCUCCAGGCCGGAUUUGUGCAAAAGGCCUUGCACGCACUUCGCAUGCAGCACGCUGAGCCCUCUCUCCGGACAGCCAUUGAUGCAUACACGACAAGCAGCCUGGAUUCGACGGUGGCGGUGCUGUCCAACGCGACGCAGGACACUCAUUAUCCGCUGGACCGGCUCAGCAAUGGGAACGGGCUGCUGCAGGCAUGGCAAAAGACGGGAGCGGCAAAGUACAAGGCAGGCGUUGAGGCGCUGCGCAAGAGCGUGGAUUUGCAGCGCAGGAACGCAGAGGGGGGCCUCUGGUACUAUGUGUAUCCGUACUGGAGCUAUCUCGACGGCAUGUACAGCUAUGCGCCCUUUAUGACUGCGUACACGGAGGCAUUCAGCAGCUCUUCGUGCGAGCUCGAUGCGAUUGUGCUGCAGCUCGAUCUCCUGUGGCAGCACUGCUUCCACAACGAGACGGGGCUGCUGGUCCACGGGUACGACGCGCGUCGCAAGGCUGUGUGGGCGAACAAGGUGACGGGGGCCAGCCCGCACGUGUGGGGGCGCAGCUUGGGGUGGUACUGCAUGGCGCUCGUCGACAUGCUGGAGUUGCUUCCGGCGACGGCGUCGGAAUCGAGGGCGUACGUCACGACGCGCUUCCAACAGCUCAUGGCGGCGGUGACGCGGGCAGCAGAUGACAAGACGGGGGCAUGGUGGCAGAUUCUCGACGAGCCGGGGCGCGAGGGCAAUUACAUUGAGAGCAGCGCAAGCAGCAUGUUUGUGUACUCGCUGCUCAAGGGCUUGCGGCUGGGUGCGCUGAGCGCAGCGUGUCAAGUCAGUGCCGGUGUGUAUGAAAAAACGGCGAACAGAGCCUACGAGUACAUUGCCAAGACAUUUGUCGUGGACAACGGCAACGGGACGCUGGGAUGGAACGGCACCGUGGGCGUGUGCAGCUUGAACUCGACGGCAGACUACGAGUACUAUGUCACGCGGCCGCUGGUCUACAACAGCGUGCUGGGGAGUGCGGCGUUUGUGCUGGCGAGCCUGGAGUACGAGCGGCUGGGUGGAUUGAGGGGAACCAAAAGCCACGAAAAAUAA
Molecule: messenger RNA, 1116 nt
Organism: Exserohilum turcica Et28A
Lineage: Eukaryota; Fungi; Ascomycota; Dothideomycetes; Pleosporales; Pleosporaceae
Product: glycoside hydrolase family 105 protein
Exons: 2
Coding region: 1-1116 (371 amino acids)
Biological process (GO): carbohydrate metabolic process
Source: RefSeq, a predicted model, not a curated record